Messenger RNA from Heterocephalus glaber (naked mole-rat), 1745 nucleotides. RefSeq names its product heme oxygenase 2 (gene Hmox2). Lineage: Eukaryota; Metazoa; Chordata; Mammalia; Rodentia; Bathyergidae. Gene Ontology annotation, molecular function: heme oxygenase (decyclizing) activity; heme binding. The record is from RefSeq and is a predicted model, not a curated record. Gene Ontology annotation, biological process: response to oxidative stress; heme oxidation; heme catabolic process.
CGGCUGGUCUGAGAAUUGGCCAAAAGGGAUGGCCUCUCGGGGGCGUGUCCUGCUCAGGCCCCGCCCCCGAGGCGUCGGCACGUCGUUCCGUCCUCCCGCUCGCCGCUUAGCUUCUGAGGCAGCCGCAACUGAAGGAGUCACUGCGGGGAGAGCUGACUAGGCGACUGACCAACGGGUGGAGCGGACCCGUGGCCGAACUGAGUAAGGGUAGCAAGAACCACUUUGCAGCAAUGUCAGCAGAAGUAGAGACUUCUGAAGGGGUAGAUGAUUCGGAGAGAAAGAACCCUGUGGCCCAAGAAAAGGAAAACCAUAUCAGAAUGGCUGACCUCUCCGAGCUCCUGAAGGAAGGGACCAAGGAAGCACAUGACCGGGCAGAAAACACCCAGUUUGUCAAGGACUUCUUGAAAGGCAACAUUAAGAAGGAGCUAUUUAAGCUGGCCACAGCUGCACUUUACUUCACAUAUUCAGCCCUCGAGGAGGAAAUGGACCGCAACAAGGACCACCCAGUCUUCACCCCCUUGUAUUUCCCCAUGGAACUGCACCGGAAGGAAGCACUGACAAAGGACAUGGAGUAUUUCUUUGGUGAAAACUGGGAGGAGCAGGUGAUGUGCUCUGAGGCUACCCAGAAGUAUGUGGAGCGGAUCCACUAUGUGGGGCAAAAUGAGCCAGAGUUGCUUGUGGCCCAUACAUAUACCCGCUAUAUGGGGGACCUUUCAGGAGGACAGGUGCUGAAGAAAGUGGCCCAGCGGGCCCUGAAGCUCCCCAGCACAGGGGAAGGGACCCAGUUCUACCAUUUUGAGAAGGUGGACAAUGCCCAGCAGUUCAAGCAGUUCUACCGGGCCAGGAUGAAUGCCCUGGAUCUGAGCCUGAAGACCAAAGAGAGAAUUGUGGAGGAAGCUAACAAGGCCUUUGAGUACAACAUGCAGAUAUUCGAUGAACUGGACCAGGCUGGCUCCGCACUGGCCAGAGACACCCUGGAGGAUGGGUUCCCUGUGCAUGAUGGGAAGGGAGACAUGCGUAAAUGCCCCUUCUAUACUGGUCAACAAGACACAGGUGCCCUGGAGGGCAACAGCUGCCCCUUCCAAAAAGCCAUGACUGUGUUGAGGAAGCCCAACAACCUCCAGUUAAUUCUGGCCACCAGUGUGGCCUUAGCUGCUGGACUCUUGGCCUGGUACUACAUCUGAAGGAUCUGUUAUGCCAUGUGGCACUCUCUUCCCAAGUAACCACAGCGACCCCUAUCUCCACUUCUUGACUACCACCUCAGGUGACUUUUUAAAAUUCUGGGUUUGAGAAAACAACCAAUAAAAGCCAGAUGCUAGAGCCUCUGCCUGAUGGCAUCUUCUCCAUAGGCUAAAUACACAGCACAGCAGGGCAGGGCAGGGCUGGCCUGGGCCUCUGAAUCAGCUCUGCUCCAAGCUGUUGAACCUCUUGGGCCCCAGACACAUUCUCAACUUUCUUUUCUUCACAGUAUCUGGGGAGCUAUCCUUGCCCUAUUGAGAGUGAGCAUCCAGCAUGAGAAGGUUCAGGGGUUGGGGUAUCUUGCCAAAUGGUGCCACUCAAUUUCUAGAGCUCUUAGGAGCUUGGGGGUGGUCCAUGGGGGUGGGCAGAAGCCAGGCUCCUCUCCCUCUGAGGUCCUAGAAAUUCAUCCCUCUCAACUGGGACCCUUAAGAGGUCUACUAACCUGGGCUGUCCCCUCCUGACCUGUAUAAAUGCUACAACACUCAAUAAAAUGGACUCUGCACGUC